Messenger RNA from Talaromyces atroroseus, 1512 nucleotides. RefSeq lists its product as hypothetical. The record is from RefSeq and is a predicted model, not a curated record. Bases 1 to 1512 code for a protein of 503 amino acids. NCBI's taxonomy places the organism in Eukaryota, Fungi, Ascomycota, Eurotiomycetes, Eurotiales, Trichocomaceae. The transcript is spliced from 6 exons. Gene Ontology annotation, biological process: transmembrane transport. Gene Ontology annotation, molecular function: transmembrane transporter activity. Gene Ontology annotation, cellular component: membrane.
AUGGCCACUGUGGAAAAAGAGGAUGGCGUCGAGCAGACGCCGACACUAAAUCCCGAGGUCGAGAAACCCAACGACAUGCAAUUCGAACGCGAUGCGGAGCUUGCUCCCGUGACGACGACGCCGGCGAUCGACCCGGUCAUUGAGAAGCGCGUACUCCGGAAGUUUGACACAAGAGUUCCGGUCAUCACUGGGUUUAUGUUCUUGCUGUCAUAUCUUGAUCGCAGCAAUAUCGGAAAUGCCGAAAUCGCUGGGAUGGAGCAAGAUUUGGGCUUGAAUAGCGGGAAAUAUGCUUGGCUGUUGACGAUCUUUUAUAUUUCUUAUACCCUUUUCGAGUUUCAAGCUUUAAUGUGGAAGGUUCUACCCCCUCAUCUCUGGGCUUCCCUCAUCAUGUUCGCAUGGGGCGCAGUAGCAACGUGCCAAGCAGCAGCUCAGAACUGGAGCGGCAUGAUGGCACUGCGAUUCCUUCUGGGUGCAUCAGAAGCAGGCUUUGGGCCUGGUGUGCCGUACCUCAUGUCAUUCUUCUAUACUCGUCGGGAACUAGGGCUACGCUGCGGAAUGUUUCUUUCUGCAGCCCCUCUCGCGACUACAUUCGCGGGCGCAUUGGCAUACGGAAUAACGUCGGGACAUCCACACAUUGCGCACUGGCGGCUUCUGUUCUUGGUAGAAGGCCUUCCUAGUCUUGUUUUUGUCCCGUUGGCAUGGUAUUUUCUUCCCGAUUCAGCUGUGGAGGCGAAAUUCCUGACGCCGGAAGAGAGAGAGAUUGCAAGGGCUAGAAGUUUGAGACGCAGUGGCGAAGAAGUACACUCUCAUAAGAUCGUAUGGGCCGAUAUCUUACAGACGCUUCUUGAUCCGAAGCCAUGGUUCACAGCGUUCAUGUACUUCAGCUGCAAUGUUAGUUACUCAUCACUCCCAGUGUUUCUGCCUACGAUCCUCAAGGACAUGGGUUUUACGGCUGUGAAUGCGCAAGGCCUCGAGGCUCCGCCCUUCUUCCUGGCGUUUUUGGUCACCAUCUUCUCAACCUGGAUUGCCGACAGACUGGAGCAGCGAGGUCUCAUGAUUGCGUUCCUUUCAGCCGUUGGAGCCGUCGGGUACGUGAUCAUUGCCGCGUGCAACUCUGUUGGAGUCCGGUACUUUGGCGUCUUUCUUGCUGCCAGUGGAGUAUUUCCCGCAAUCGGCAACAUUUUGCCUUGGGUUUUGAACAACCAGGGUUCAGACACGCGUCGUGGCAUGGCCAUGGUCAUCCUCAACGUGAUCGGGCAAUGUGGACCAUUCUUGGGCACCAAUGUAUUCCCUUCGAGCGAUGCACCCCGUUAUUCGCGCGGCUUAUGGAUCUCUGCGGCAUUUAUGUUCUUCAACCUUGCAUUGUCGCUGGGUCUUCGAACGCUGCUUGCAUGGGAGAACAGGAAGCUUGACAAGCAGUACGGAACCAAACAAGAGCGCCAGGCUAAUCAGAAGGGCGACUUUGUUACCGCCGAGGAGAAUUAUGGAGAGGACUUUAGGUAUUUCCUCUGA